Endocarpon pusillum Z07020 is the source of this 1032-nucleotide messenger RNA. RefSeq lists its product as uncharacterized. The record is from RefSeq and is a predicted model, not a curated record. The transcript has 2 exons. NCBI's taxonomy places the organism in Eukaryota, Fungi, Ascomycota, Eurotiomycetes, Verrucariales, Verrucariaceae. Bases 1 to 1032 code for a protein of 343 amino acids.
AUGGCUCCGCCAGAUCCCCCACUCUGGCCAGUCACAAGCGAGGUGCUCAGGCAGGAGAAGGGUGCGGGCACCACCGAUAUCCUGCCGGCUACCUAUCACUACCAUGAUGCCGCUGGCAGGCGCGUUGUCGGCGAUCCGGCGGAGGACACGCCGGCGUUCUUACGGAGGGAACUGUCCCUCGGGAGCCUCGUCGACAUGCUGAGGCAUCUGUGGUUUGCCGGCGCGAAGCGUCCUGCCAUGCCGCUGCACUUUCAUAUCGCCAUGGGCCGAGAGAUCGUCGUCGUCGACCGGAUGGACUUGCACCUCCUCUGGACAAACGAGGGGAGACUCUUCGUCAAGCCCGUCCCGCAUUUCCUUCUCGAUCCGGCCUUUUGCCGGAUCAACCUACAGUGUCCUAAGGCUUGCCCGUGCGACACUCCAGCAGAUACAUGCCGGACAACUCCGCGGAAAGUCGCCCUCGGCUUCCUUUAUACCUACGCCUGUCUCCUAUCAUCGGAGAGCGACUUCCACGUUGCCAACGAAAAGCGCCUCUUGCCUCGCAAGGAAGACGACAAGCCGAUCGAAUGGACAGACUGGAAGACCCUGGCCCGGGAGCUGCUCCGAAUGCACGAGCGCGACCCGCACCCACGCUUUCUGCGCGCCGAGCUCCGCCUCUCGCGCAUAAACACGAUCCACCGCUUCACGCGCCUCCCGCGCUUCGACCCCUACCUCCGCAGUCGGCACAACUACGGCAGCCUCUUCGGUGACAACCUCGCCUGGAUGACCGCCGCCACCGUCUUCGUUGCCCUGGUGCUGACCGCGAUGCAGGUCGGCCUUGCCACGGAGCGGCUUAAGGACAACGCCGCCUUCCAGCAGGCCUCGUACGGCUUCACCGUCUUUGCCAUUCUAGGUCCCUUGUGCGCGUUCGGCCUGGUGGUCCUAGGCGCGUUGUUUCAUCUCGUCAAGGACCUGCCGUUGCUUCUCGGAAGACAGCGCACUUGCAGGGAGGUCGACCACACUAUGUCCAACACCAAUCUGGACGACGCGGCCUAG